CGCUCGGUUGUAGGCGAUGCCGGCGCGCCGUACAUGAACGGAUCGCGCUCGCGCGCGCGCGCGCGCUCUCUCUCUGAGCGCACGAUGAGCGCGAGCUCCCCGAGAUCAGCCGCGAGUUCGCCGUUCGCUGUUCGCCCCACGUCCAUCGGAUGAUUCGGAUUCGCGAUACGACGACGAGUCGAUUUCCGUUUAACUCUCGCCAAACGCGGAUGUACUUGAGUGAUUACGAGGUAGCCGCGAAUGCGUUUGGAUCGUGCGAUGCCGCCUCGUGGCGGCAAGUCCGCGCGUAUCAGCAAAGUAGCCACCAAGGGGCGCCAAACGCGCGAUCAGCAGCACGUCUCCCUGGGUCUUGUGGAAACCGAGGGAACGACUAUGGCGAUGGCGAUGGCGAUGGCGACUGCGACGACGGAGACGGAGACAGAGACGAUCACAGCGACGGCGACAAUGACGACGACGACAACGACGACGACGACGUUGAUGACAACGACAACGUUGACGACGGUGACGUCAAGCGGAACGGCAGUCGCAACAGCAAGAAUGGACAAGUCCGUGGUAACAACGGCCGCGGCGUGCAACGAGGGUCGAUCGCAGUGGAUUGGGCGCAUGCGCCAGUCCCUGGAGAGCAGCUCCGAGCCAGCCCGUGAAAACGGUACCCCGGUGCAUCGUUAUCCGGAAAGGCAGCGACGACGCGAGAGACACAUCGCGGGGAAGAAGCCUCGACCGGCGAGAAACACCGACAAGACCACCGCCGGCACCUCAUGCUCCUCGACAUCGUUGUCGUCGCCGCCGGCGCUCUCCUCGCCGUCUUCUUGCGCGUCCUCGCGUCGCUCGAGCUCUCCGCCGUCGAGCACCUCGUCACCAGCACGGUCCUUGACAUCCUCCACCUCGUCGGUCACGAGCGAUCCGUUAGCGAUCAAGCCAGCGGUCAGAAGCAGGCGAAGAAGCACUCCCGAUCGGAGCGACGACGGGAUUGGGAAGCGGAGGCAGAACGCUGCGGGAACAAGACGGAACGACGGCGGGACGACUCAUGGAGCGACGGAGACGACGACGUCGGUGUCGAUUUCCUCCUCCUCUUCGAUCACCGUGUCUUCCUCGUCGCCAUUCCCCUCCCCAGUAUCCACGUCCUCCACAUCUUGCCGGACGGCGACAACGCCGCGCGGUCAUGGUGGGGAUCACGGCGUCGCGCACAUAUCGUCCUCUUCGUCCGCCCUCGAAAGGCUGAGAAGUGCUCUGGAAAACUACGACCGCAGUCGAAUCUACCUCGCCCAUGUUUGCUACCUCGAUUGGCGGGAUCUGCCGGGGUCACCACCGGACACGAUUGUUGGUGGCGGGCCGUCACUGGCGACCACGUUGUCUACGCAGGGUCAACAUGCUGAGCCAACCGGUGGUGUACGCCGGUGGGGCAGGGGUUCUUUAACCGCCGAUCUCUUUCUAUGGUGGUUUCAUCGCGAAUUCGCUGUCACGGCAAUGGCGAUGCAUCCGGACGGCGCCGUGCUGGUAGCCGAGAGUGCCGAUUACCUGCCACCGGAAGGUGACUGCGUCGCCGCGGACGGUCUUGUACGGUUAUUCGUUGUACCCAAGGAUUGCAUGGAAACGCGAUUGGUGGUUCGAGAAUUGAGAGUGCGCCUGGCUACCGGUAUAUUAUCGAGAGCCCGCUGUGGCGUUUACCGCGAUAAAUUCCCUUCGAUCUUGGGCUUGCCCGAUGAAGAGGGCGAUCACCGAUUGGACGCCUAUCUAAAAAGAUUCACGCUAAAGGAAGCGUUCGCGGACCUUCAUCGCGCCUGGCUCAGUGUUCGAUCGGAGACUUUCGCUCGAAGCUGGACGUUGCCACGCGAUCGCGAGGAUCAUCCGCUCGCGGGAUGCAACGGCGCCAUGUUACCGCCCAGAAUCCACGCGGUCGAUCAGGAAGAGGAUAGAAUGUUGCUCAUCGAGCUACAGAGCCUCGCCAGGGAGGUCGGACUCGAGAUCACCGAUGACGAACUCGGUAGUUGGAUCCUUGACGAGGAGAGCGCGUUAACGCGUUUCGUUAGGAAGAGAGAACCGGAUGAGGAGCACUGCCGGGUGAAGAUCGAGAUAGAGACAGAUAAAUGGUUGGAUCGCAAUGACGACGAGGAUGAAGACGGGAAGAACGACGGUGUCGAAGAGGAUGACGGCGAGGACGAGCCUACCGCCGGGGAAGCUGUCGGACUCCUCUCGAGAGUACUAACCUGGAUGGAAAGAGAACCUCUCGAUCCAGGACUUCUACUGGCGGUCAGAUCGAUGCGCGAUACCGCCGCACUUAUGGCAAGCAAGAUGGGCCUGGCAGGGACGCAUCCAGGUGGAUUGCCCUUCUUCUGCCCGAACGGGGAACACUUGACGCAACCACCUCCCGCCCAUAUGGGUAUACCCCCCUAUGGCGCAUUGGACGCGGGUAAAGCGGCCGCCGCGGCUGGUCUCACGAGAGCACCAAUGUACCCCUUUUCGACGGGCCAGUACGCAUACCCCAUGCUUAGUCCGGAAAUGACGCAAGUCGCUUCCUGGCACACACCGAGCAUGUACCCCAUCUCGCCAGCAAACGCCGGCUUCCGAAGUCCAUAUCCCACAAGUUUACCCAUCACGAGUUCUAGUUUACCAAGUGAUCUCUACCGGUUUUCACCAACAGGCCUUAUGCCUCCGCAUCCUGGCCUGAGUCCGCACGCACACGCUCUAGCGUCGCACGCGUUGGUAUCCUCGGCGCCGAAGGCGGAUCACUCCACCCUAGAUCACAAUCACAGCGCGGGUAAUCGCGUGGCGUUUAGGAUCGUUCCAUGGAUCGAUUUGGAUCACUCGGGCGGUGGGCCCGCGAGUAAGCACGAGGCAGUAGUCCCAUAUGUGGCGAUGGAGCCAGCCGAGUGCCUGGAGCCGCUGAACUUGGUGAUGAAAAAGGACGACACUGACGACAGCGGGCCGACCAGGACUGUGAUCGGAGUGAAAAUUGCGGAGGCGUCGAUCGACGAGGAGGAGAAGGACGCGCUCGCCGUCGUAGCCGAGGAGAACGCGAUCGAGGAUAAUAUGGCGAUAUUCCAGGACGCUGUCAAGUCCGCCGAGUCCGGUGGCUUACCAACCGCGGAUCACAAACUCUUGACCGCGCUCUACAUGAGCAGUCUCGUGCAGAUGUCGAGCUUGAGCGCGCCGGCAUCGCGCGGCAUCGCGCCGCCGCCAUACGCCAGCCAGCAGCAGCAGCAAAACUUUAUGCAGCUACUGGCGAUGGUGGAAGCGCGACAUCGCAUGUGGCAGCAGAUGAAUUGGCCCCUGCCGCAAAGCUUUCUGAGGAGCCCGUUGACUCUACCACCGACCGCGCCAUCCUACUUUGACGGCGCGACCACGACGCCGACGCCGACGCCGCCAAGCCUGACUGAUCAGCUAUCCCAGAACUCCGCGCCGACCUACCCUCUGUCCUGCGCGAAAUCCGAACCCCUGAAUUCCGAGGUUAAACAGUCCUACUUCAAUAAACGGUCAACGAUAGAGCAGAAAAACUCCACGUCGUUACCUACGGACAAUUCGAAAGCUCAGGACACGGGACAACAAAAUAAUCAAGAUAAAAAGAAACCCCAUAUAAAAAAGCCUUUGAACGCGUUUAUGCUGUAUAUGAAGGAGAUGAGGGCGAAGGUUGUGGCAGAGUGUACCUUAAAAGAGAGUGCCGCGAUCAACCAAAUAUUGGGAAGACGAUGGCACUCGCUAAGCCGGGAGGAGCAGGCGCGGUAUUAUGAGGCGGCCAGGCAGGAGCGCCAUCUGCACCAACAACGAUAUCCCGGCUGGAGUGCCAGGGAUAACUACGGAUAUGGCAGCAAGAAGAAGAAGAGGAAGAAAGAGCGAUCCGCAGAUCCCACCGGAGGUAAUAACAUGAAGAAAUGCCGUGCCAGGUAUGGAUUAGAUCAGCAAAGCCAAUGGUGCAAACCCUGCAGACGUAAGAAGAAAUGUAUCAGAUACAUGGGGGAGGGAGGAGACGGCGACGGUGAAGCUGACGGUGAAGUCGAGGAUGAUCAUUCGGAGGACAACCUGGGUAGCGUAGGAGAGGCGGGGACUCCUGAGGAGGACGAAUCCCUGAGUAGUCCCGGAGGCCUAUCCGCGUUGUCUAGCCUGGCGAGCCCUUCGUUGGUCUUACCAUCGCCCUCGAGUCUGGCCAGUCCAUGCCCGUGCCCGUUGACGCCUCCGGUGCCGCCCCCGCCUAUGUCGAACACGAACCAGUCGGCGACGGUGGCAGCGACGACGACGACGACGACGACGGUGGCGGCGGCAGCGGCGGCGGCAGCGGCGGCGAUGGCGAUGGCGGGAUCGGCAGCGCAACAACAGCAACCGCAACCACCUCCGCAGCCUCACCGCAACCCCGUCGGCACGAAUCCUCACGACAUUAACAAUCCGCUCAGCGUGAACCAGCUGACCGGACAGUGUAUAAAGAGCGAGCCCGCACCUUCGGGUCCCUCCAACCCGGCGAUCAGUGUUACGUAGCCCCGGCCGGACCCACGUGACCGAACUGUUGCUACAUGCGGUGUCAUCUAUAGGGUCCGUCUACGUAUGCACGCGAUGAGAAGGCUGGAUGACGAGGAACCGACUGACAUGAUGACAGAAACAAAGAGAGAGACUUGGCAAAUGAGAGAUCAAACAAGUAUCUCGCCUUCGUCUAACGUUUCUCUCGCAGUUCCAAUUUGAUUCAGGGGGGAUCGGGUAGAGGUUCAAGGAGAGUAUAAUAUUUUCGAAAUGCCUGAAGAUAAUUCGAGUGGUCACUUACGAGUAAUUGAUCACGGCUUCGUUCAAGUUAGACGCAAUCUACAAUCUGAGCGGUACUGUUGACGAUUCGGAUUCGAAUUCGGACACGCGGAAUCGUGCAAAUCGCCAUUGUGGAUUUAUGUCGUCGCUUUCGAUCGUUCUCUCCUGACCUCGCUCUUGUCCAUUCGCCGAAGUACAGAUCAGAUCCAGUGUCCAAAGUGUCGGGAGUAACGAUCAAGUCGUUACAUACGUGUUAACGAAAGAACAGAAAUAAAUAUUAUGUGCAGAAAUACUCAGGACCAAGUAUUUGGUUGUAGUCACCCGCUCGGCAAAAAGACAAAUGUAAGCGAGAUGUAAGCGUGAGAGAAUAUAUGUGCAUGUAUAAGCUUGCGAAGCUGGGGAAGAGCAAGGUGCACGUCUGAUAAUGCGACUGAGAAAGCAGGCUCAUCGAUGGUGCGCGUGACGCAGCUUGUAGUCCUUGUUACGUUGUGAUGCCAAUGACUGAGAGUCAUGUUCCUGUGCCAGCUACUAUACUCUAGAAAAGUAAUUAUAUUGCAGACAAGUAGCUAGAUGCGUAAAGCGGAGAAGAGCCGCAAGAAAGAACGAAGCGGCGCGCGCGUGCGCACGCGAAAUGCGUUUUAUUGUCAUUCGUUUAUUCGACCUCACCUCACACAUCCAGUGUGUUAAGAUACCUAACUUCUAUAUAUAUGGAAUUUGUUAUUUUUUUAAAAGUCUAUACACACAGUGCGGUUGAUUAGCGUGUAAGAUCCUUAUUACCAGCUCGUCGCUCACUUUCUACUCGAAUAUUUUUUUUCUUCCUCUCCCUACUUUCUUUUAAUUCCCUUACUUCUCGUUUUUAAUAAUAUUACCACCGAUAAAUGGCGCUAUACGAUCGAUAAGGUUCUAAAGGCAACGUGGUUCUGUAGAACUUGUCAAACAAACUUUUCCAUUUGUACGGAGUAUAUUACGUUGUUAAUUACAUAGUUAUUAAUACGUAUUAAUACUAAUAAUACGUAUUAAACUUCGUGUUUUCAUUGUCAUUGUCGCAAUCGACUUAACAUCACUCGGUGUUUUAAUCUUUUGAUUCUUUCUUCAAAUUGGAUAAUGAUUUCGGCUAUCGCUCGACAAAUUCGCACUUCCGAUUGAACAAAGACAACCACGGUAAAUUAAAAGAAAGACUUUGGUAUCAAGAGAAACGAUCAUCUUCCAUAGGAAGAUCGGAACGAAUUGCAUCAAGUCAUUUGCGAACAGUGUCAAAAGUAAUGUUUUGGGAGGAUUAUCCUGUAAUAUAUUUCUCCUUCAAAUUCCUAUUCCUCUUUCCAGAAACAUUUUCCGCCCCUCUUUUCAUUCUUACGUGCUAACGUGACAUGAGCGUUCGAUGAGCGUGUAGCAAUGUCCGAUGCGACUUAAGGAUUAGGCGAUUUGUAUAAUCCAUAUGUGUGCGCAUCAGAGAAAUAAGUUUGCUUCUAAAAUCGUGGAGUAGAAAGAAAAUUUUUAUCAUUGGAACAAUCGCUCAAUGAAUUAGGAAAGGACUUUAGGAAAAGAAUUUUAUACCUUGUAAAAACAUUUUAGAUUUUACUUAUUUUUUAUUUUUCUCUUAUUAACGGAAUUUAACAUGCGCAUUUCGGGCAUUAGGAUAGUGCAGGUUUUUGUUUCUAGAUUUCAGUAAAAUAAUGUUACAAAUAUUUUUAUUGGCAACUGUACGUUUUUUUUCUUAUGUUUUAAUAUACAUGAUAUAUAUAUGCAUUGUUUAUCGUAUCGGUGUAACGUGCAAAUGUAAAACGUACUAUUUGGGCAAUUAAUACGAAAUAAUAUGAAAUAAUAAAUAUUUUUCAUUAUUUCACGAGUUUUUGUUGCGAAAAAUCUAUUACAGCCAGUAAUCUCUUCUUUUCGUGAAUGGAAUAGAAAUUGUUAAUCAUAUAAUGAAAGAUUAUAUUAUUAACAAUAUGAUUCGCAAUAUUGUUUCGUAAAAGAAUAGCUAGUUGUUUUAUUUAUCUUAUCAUUAAGAUUUUUAACGUUGCUACUUUAACAAAUUUUUAUAUUCUUUUAUCGAUUCAAUGUUUUACAUUUUUACGAAAGUUAUAAAAAUUUCCUAAACCUUGCAAUAGGACAUUUACACGGUAGUACGUUCCAUAAGAAGCUAAAAAAUUACACGUAUGCGCAAUUUCAAGGACGCCGAGUAUAUGCGAUGAGAAUUGUUAAUGACUGAUCUCGUUCCGUUACGCGUCAUUUCAGUGCGAUCCUAGUUUCUCUUUAUCAUCUUUAUUGUCUAAACUGGAAAGAAAUGCGCGAUAGGGGUUCUUUAUAACAUAACAAUUGUUCCACAAGCGUUUAUUCAGAGAGCAAUUUCUCUUUUGUACAUAAAAUAAAUACGUUUUAUAAGAUGCAUUUGUUGCGGCGCAUGGGAAAGUGCAAUGGAGGUGCCAAUGAGAGAACGAGAGAGUGUGAGAUUGCGCGCGUUCGUGCGCUACGAAACGGAAGUAGUCGUUGCACGAACGUCUAUGACAAUAUCUUUUCCCUUCCCUCCCUACCGCAAUGUGUUUCUCCCUCUUGUCUCUCUUUUUUUACUCUUUUAUCUUUCAAUUUUUUUUUUAUUUUAUCAACUGGAAUCGUCCAGUGUCUGUAUAGCGAAUGGUGGAAAAGCCACUGUAGAAACGCAUCGCCGAGUAUAGCAGCGAACUAAACGUGCCAUAACAACGUCAUGCCAAUAUUACCUAUAAUACAUAUUGUUUUUUGACAUUAUAAUCCAUUCAACCUAGUUCCGUCGAUCGUGGAGCAUGGGCCAUCUUGCCCCCUUUUCCCCUUCCUUCCAUCACCCUCUUCAUUCGAUCCAUCGUUCUCUCCUUUCCUUCCCGCCUUCUUCGUUUGUCGAUCGAACUCGUUAAACAGACUGAAAAUGGCAUUUAGUGAUGACUUUUUGCGAGUGUCGAUUUUUGUUUCAACGAAUGAUUUGUGUGUGUGUGGGUGUAUACAUAUAUAUGAUAUAUACUAUGUAUAUAUACACAUAUCAUAUAUAUCAUAUAUAUAUAAUUUUCGAACAAAGCGAAAAAUUUACUAGCGCUCGAACGAAAGAGAAAUGUAGACUCUCGCGCGUAUAGGACGUUCGAUCGGGGAACCAAAGUACUUACCUAUCGAAAAAGUACGGGGCAAGGACAACCAGCAACGUCUCACGAGAGACGAGUGCGAGAAAGAAAAGGAGGCGGUGGCAAUGGCGAAUUAGCGAUAGAGACGUAGCCGGAAAGGGAAAACGAGACUCGCAAAGUCUCAUGCGAGACGUUUAAAUGUCGUACAUGCGCUUGUGUAUAUGACGACGACUGUUACGCGUUACGCCGAGGAGAAUGACGCCUGUGACGCCGGCCGAGUGGGACCGAUUCCCUCUCUCGACGGACAAUCGGGUGCUCGGCGAGGGAAGCGGUAUCUCUCUUUCCUUCUCUCCUUCAAAGAGAAAAGGAAAUAUCGUAGAUUAUCUCGAGCCCACCCGUUGCCUCUCUUUUCGCUGUGCUAGGAACGACGAGACGACGUCGCUUAGGAUUCGGUGGCGGAUUGCUCGGAGAUGCGAAAGCGUCGCGUUCGACCGUUUCACAUUACCGGGUAUAGAAAAAGAAACGUACCCCUGGGACGCGAAAUGCGAGCAAAAAUUCGCUCGACACGGCCUACAAUCCGCUCGAGAAGAGAGAGAAAGAAAGAGAGAGACUAGAGAGUAUCGAGAUUUGCUCGCGAGUCGCAGAUGACACCCAUUUCCCCCGAUGACGAGGGUGACCAAGCUCGUGCCGAUCGAGUCGGGAGUUCGGAGCUCGUGUCUCGCUUCAAAGGAGCGAUUGUACCAUAUUGUAAAGUAUCAAUCGACAGUUCUCAGCUGCGUUGUACAGUGUUUUCUAAGUAUUUAGGCUGAUAGCGCGCGUGUAAUUGAGGAAAAGGAACAUUGUAUUUACACUAAUAAGCGAUCUGUAUCAUUCAUUCUCGUAUAGCCUGUACUCCUACUCAUGUAGAUGCUAAAAGUGAUUUGUGUCAUAAAGAAAACCUAUAAAUAAAAUUAGCACUUUGAGAACGUU
Messenger RNA from Temnothorax curvispinosus, 8777 nucleotides. RefSeq lists its product as uncharacterized. The record is from RefSeq and is a predicted model, not a curated record. Gene Ontology annotation, cellular component: beta-catenin-TCF complex. NCBI's taxonomy places the organism in Eukaryota, Metazoa, Arthropoda, Insecta, Hymenoptera, Formicidae. Gene Ontology annotation, molecular function: DNA-binding transcription factor activity, RNA polymerase II-specific; RNA polymerase II cis-regulatory region sequence-specific DNA binding. Gene Ontology annotation, biological process: canonical Wnt signaling pathway; regulation of transcription by RNA polymerase II.